GCCAAUGCUGAGAUCACUGAGGGAGCCGUGGUGCCUGGUGGUGCGACUGGAGAGAGCGAGCUUCCAGAGGCUGAAGCUAUCACUCCAAAGGAGUCAGAAGUUGCAGCAGCCGAGAAAACAGAUGAGGAAGCAGCUUUGAAGCGUGAUUCCACUGAAGAAAGAGGAGAUCAUGUCGAAGAGGGCUAUGCCCUUACUGGGCAGGCUCUGAGAGCCGUUCAACAACACAUGGAUGUUCAAAAGCGCCAGUGUGAUGACUUUGCGGCCUUCAUGACAGAGUAUCACGGGGAUAAAGUCAUUCAAAAAUAUGCACUGGCUGCCAUCAACAAUUUGGGAGAGAGGGUCCGUGACAUUGCCUGCCAAGUCUCAGGCAGUAAGGCUGACGUCAACAACAGCGUCAAAAGUUUGUCACAGAAGCUUCUCUCUGAGGUGAUCCAGCUGAAUAAUACCACAAAGAGUAACCAUACCUCUUGGGUGGAGGCUGUCAAAGGAAUCAAGGAGGGACUCACAGAGCUGGCACGAGCAGUUACCAGGGAUGCCUUCCGGAAGUGUUCCUGA
Cladocopium goreaui is the source of this 555-nucleotide messenger RNA. The record is from the annotation of a GenBank genome assembly. Lineage: Eukaryota; Dinophyceae; Suessiales; Symbiodiniaceae.